Penicillium subrubescens is the source of this 9837-nucleotide messenger RNA. It is a transcript of the gene prp8, whose product is annotated as U4/U6-U5 snRNP complex subunit PRP8. Gene Ontology annotation, biological process: intein-mediated protein splicing; mRNA splicing, via spliceosome; spliceosomal tri-snRNP complex assembly. The transcript has 2 exons. Lineage: Eukaryota; Fungi; Ascomycota; Eurotiomycetes; Eurotiales; Aspergillaceae. Gene Ontology annotation, molecular function: U6 snRNA binding; protein binding; endonuclease activity. The record is from RefSeq and is a predicted model, not a curated record. The coding region runs from base 1 to 9837 and encodes 3278 amino acids. Gene Ontology annotation, cellular component: U5 snRNP; catalytic step 2 spliceosome.
AUGGCAUCUUUGCCUCCUCCCCCUCCUCCAGGAUGGGGCGCAGCUCCUCCAUCCAUGACGAUGGCACCGCCGCCUCCUGGUUACCAGCCGCCGGCCGAUCCGAACGUCGCAAAAUUUGCGCAGAAGAAGCAUGAGUGGUUGCGCACGCAACGCAGUCGCUUCGGCGAGAAGCGAAAGGCUGGAUUUGUCGAGACACAGAAGGCGGACAUGCCGCCAGAGCAUCUGCGGAAGAUUGUUAAGGAUAUUGGCGAUGUUUCGCAACGGAAGUUCACCAACGAGAAGCGCAGCUAUCUCGGCGCGUUGAAGUUCAUGCCUCAUGCUGUCCUGAAGCUGCUAGAGAACAUGCCGAUGCCUUGGGAGUCAGCUCGUGAAGUGAAGGUCCUGUACCAUGUCAACGGCUGCUUGACCAUCGUGAACGAGACCCCGCGCGUCAUCGAGCCGGUUUUCCAUGCCCAGUGGGCUACCAUGUGGAUGUGCAUGCGCCGCGAGAAAAGUGAUCGACGCCACUUCAAGCGAAUGCGCUUCCCUCCAUUCGAUGACGAAGAGCCUCCCCUUUCCUGGUCAGAGAACAUUGAGGAUGUCGAGCCUUUGGAACCCAUUCAAAUGGAGCUCGAUGAGGACGAAGACGGAGCCGUUUCCGAGUGGUUCUACGACCACCGACCCCUUCUUGAUACCCCCCACGUAAAUGGUCCUAGUUACAAGACAUGGAAUUUGUCGCUGCCGCAGAUGGCUACUCUUCAUCGUCUGAGCCACCAGCUGCUCAGUGAUGUCGUGGACGAAAACUACUUCCACAUGUUCGAUCUCAACAGCUUCUUCACAGCAAAGGCCCUGAACGUUGCCAUCCCCGGUGGUCCCCGCUUCGAGCCCUUGUACAAGGACAUUGACCCUAACGACGAGGAUUUCAGCGAAUUCAACGCAAUCGACCGCAUUAUUUUCCGUGCCCCGAUCCGAACCGAAUAUCGCGUGACCUUCCCUUUCUUGUAUAAUACCCUUCCCCGCAGCGUCAAGGUUGCCUGGUACUCUCACCCCCAGGUGGUCUACGUUCGCACCGAGGAUCACAAUCUUCCCGCGUUCUAUUUCGACCCUGUCAUUAAUCCUAUUUCCUCCCGCUCCGUCGCUCCGAAGAACAUUACCGUUAGUCACGAGGAUGAGAUCUUUGGUCCUGGCAACGACGAAGAUGAAUUCGAACUUCCUAGAGAGGUCGAGCCGUUCUUUGACGAUGAGGAGCUGUACACACCUGAUACUUCGUCUGCGAUUGCUCUGUGGUGGGCCCCUCAUCCCUUCGAUAAGCGGUCCGGAAAGAUGGUUCGUGCUCAGGAUGUGCCGCUGGUCAAACAGUGGUAUCUGGAGCACUGCCCUCAGGGUCAACCUGUCAAGGUUCGCGUCUCGUACCAGAAGCUGCUCAAGACCUACGUGCUUAAUGAGCUGCACAAGAGCAAGCCGAAGGCUCAGAGCAAGCAGAACUUGCUGAAGACCUUGAAGACGACGAAGUUCUUCCAGCAGACCACUAUUGACUGGGUUGAGGCCGGUUUGCAAGUCUGCCGCCAAGGUUUCAACAUGCUGAACUUGUUGAUUCACCGGAAGAACUUGACCUACCUGCACCUUGACUACAAUUUCAACUUGAAGCCAGUUAAGACUUUGACUACCAAGGAGCGAAAGAAGUCUCGCUUUGGAAAUGCUUUCCAUCUGAUGCGUGAAAUUCUCCGCUUGACCAAGUUGAUCGUCGAUGCCCAGGUCCAAUACCGCCUCGGCAACAUUGAUGCCUUCCAGCUGGCUGAUGGUAUCCUGUAUGCUUUCAACCACGUCGGUCAGCUCACCGGUAUGUAUCGGUACAAGUACAAGUUGAUGCAUCAGAUUCGUUCUUGCAAGGAUUUGAAGCACUUGAUUUACUACCGCUUCAACUCUGGUCCUGUCGGCAAGGGUCCUGGUUGCGGUUUCUGGGCUCCCGCCUGGCGCGUUUGGCUGUUUUUCAUGCGUGGUAUCAUCCCUCUGCUCGAGAGAUGGCUUGGAAACCUGCUCUCUCGUCAGUUCGAGGGUCGUCACAGCAAGGGUGUGGCCAAGACUGUUACUAAGCAGCGUGUGGAGUCCCACUUCGAUCUGGAACUGCGUGCCUCCGUCAUGGCGGAUCUUAUGGAUAUGAUGCCCGAGGGUAUCAAGCAGAACAAGGUUAAUGUCGUGCUGCAACAUCUGUCCGAAGCUUGGAGAUGCUGGAAGAGUAACAUUCCUUGGAAGGUUCCUGGCCUGCCCGCGCCCAUCGAGAACAUCAUUCUUCGAUACGUGAAGAGCAAGGCUGACUGGUGGAUUUCUGUCGCGCACUACAACCGUGAGCGAAUUCGCCGUGGUGCUACCGUCGAUAAGACCGUAGCAAAGAAGAACCUGGGUCGUCUCACUCGACUCUGGCUCAAGUCCGAACAAGAGCGCCAGCACAACUAUCUGAAGGACGGUCCCUAUGUGUCGUCCGAGGAAGCUGUGGCUAUCUACACCACGAUGGUCCACUGGCUUGAGUCUCGCAAGUUUUCGCCCAUUCCUUUCCCCAGUGUCUCAUAUAAGCAUGACACCAAGAUUCUCAUCCUGGCCCUGGAGCGCCUUCGCGAGUCUUACUCUGUGAAGGGCCGUCUCAACCAGAGCCAACGUGAGGAGCUUGCCUUGAUCGAGCAGGCCUAUGACUCCCCUGGUACUACCCUUGCCAGAAUCAAGCGCUUCCUCCUGACCCAACGUGCUUUUAAGGAGGUUGGCAUUGACAUGAACGACAACUAUAACAACAUCAACCCUGUCUACGACAUUGAGCCUAUCGAGAAGAUCACCGAUGCCUACCUGGACCAAUACCUGUGGUACCAGGCUGAGCAGCGCCACCUCUUCCCUGCAUGGAUCAAGCCCUCCGACUCUGAGGUGCCUCCGCUCUUGACCUACAAGUGGACCCAGGGUAUCAACAAUUUGUCGAAUGUCUGGGAGACCGCUGAUGGUGAGACUAACGUCAUGAUCGAGACCGAGCUUUCCAAGGUCUACGAAAAGAUUGAUCUCACUCUGUUGAACCGCAUGCUCCGUCUCAUCAUGGACCACAACUUGGCGGACUACAUUACCUCGAAGAACAACGUUCAGCUCAGCUACAAGGACAUGAACCACACCAACAGCUACGGUCUGAUCCGUGGUCUGCAGUUCUCUGGCUUCGUGUUCCAGUACUAUGGUCUGAUGAUCGAUCUGUUGCUUCUCGGCCUGCAGCGAGCCAGUGAGAUGGCUGGACCUCCCCAGAGCCCCAAUGACUUCUUGCAAUUCCGUGACAAGGCUACUGAGACUCGCCACCCCAUUCGUCUCUACACUCGUUACGUCGACAAGAUCUGGGUCUUCUUCCGUUUCCAGGCGGAUGAGUCGCGCGAUCUGAUUCAGCGAUUCUUGACUGAAAACCCCGAUCCCAACUUUGAGAACGUCAUUGGAUACAAGAACAAGAAAUGCUGGCCUCGUGAUUGUCGUAUGCGCCUGAUGCGUCACGAUGUCAACCUCGGCCGUGCUGUCUUCUGGGACAUGAAGAACCGUCUUCCUCGGUCCAUCACCACCAUUGACUGGGAUGAUACCUUUGCCAGUGUAUACAGCAAGGACAACCCCAACUUGCUCUUCUCUAUGAGCGGAUUUGAAGUUCGUAUUCUUCCCAAGAUUCGCAACCAGAAUGAAGAGUUUUCGGUCAAGGACAGUGUUUGGUCUCUGGUUGACAGCUCCACCAAGGAGCGAACUGCCCAUGCAUUCCUCCAGGUCACUGAGGAGGACGUCCAGAAGUUUAACAACCGUAUUCGUCAAAUUCUCAUGUCCUCCGGAUCGACAACCUUCACCAAGAUUGCCAACAAGUGGAACACAGCACUCAUUGCUCUCUUCACUUACUACCGUGAGGCUGCCGUGUCGACCGUCAACCUUCUCGACACCAUCGUGAAAUGUGAGACCAAGAUCCAGACUCGUGUCAAGAUCGGUCUGAACUCCAAGAUGCCUUCCCGUUUCCCUCCUGCUGUCUUCUACACGCCCAAGGAGCUGGGAGGUCUGGGUAUGAUCUCUGGUUCCCACAUCCUCAUCCCCACCAGCGACAAGCGCUGGUCCAAGCAGACCGACACUGGCAUUACUCACUUCCGCGCGGGUAUGUCACAUGACGAGGAAACCUUGAUCCCCAACAUCUUCCGAUACAUCAUUCCCUGGGAGGCUGAGUUCAUCGACUCCCAGCGUGUGUGGAUGGAGUACUCGCAGAAGCGCAUGGAGGCUCAGCAGCAGAACCGCCGUUUGACUCUUGAGGAUCUCGAGGACAGCUGGGACCGUGGUCUUCCUCGCAUCAACACUCUGUUCCAGAAGGACCGCAGCACCCUCAGCUUCGACAAGGGUUUCCGUCUCCGUGCUGAGUUCAAGCAGUACCAGUUGAUGAAGAGCAAUCCUUUCUGGUGGACCAGUCAGCGACAUGACGGUAAACUCUGGAACCUGAACGCCUACAGAACCGAUGUUAUCCAAGCCCUGGGUGGUGUGGAAACUAUUCUUGAGCACACACUCUUCAAGGCGACGGCAUUCCCGUCCUGGGAGGGCCUAUUCUGGGAGAGAGCUUGUCUUGCAAAGGGUACACGUUUGCUACGCUACGAUGGCUCGGAGGUCAACGUUGAGGAUGUUAAGGAGGGUGACCAGCUUCUGGGUCCGGACGGCCAGCCUCGCACUGCGUUCAAUAUCGUGAGUGGCGAGGAGCGUUUGUAUCGCAUCAAGCUUGGCGCCUCGAAGGAAGACCUUGUCGUCACACCAAACCACAUUCUGGUGCUGCACCGCGAGAAGCGCGCACGGAAUGUCUACGCUGGCCCCUCAAUUCACGCGCAUGCCGACCGAUUCAGCGAGCAGUUUAGGGAACUGCCCGUUCCAAGCUCCAGCCCCGCGGCAGCCGAUCGUCCCAACAACCUGGUCAAGCCGCGCGACAAUCUUCUCGCAGCUCUGAAAAGCGCGAUCGCGUGGGCGCUCCGCGCUGAGCGGAGUGCGGUUGGCGCAGCUGCCAUCCGCAACGUGCUUAAUGGUACCGUUGGCCUGAACACUCACGAAGAAUGCUUCCAGGUCAUCGGACCCUCUGAGCCGGGUGCCCCCAAGGUGAAGCCCGGCAAGAAGCCCUUUUUCACCUUUGCGUGGGGUAAUGCGCAGCGCACCAACAUCAAAGGUCACGAAGCGCAUCCGCCUGUCUUUUUCGCCACUAGAGACGAAGCCUUCGCUGCAGCGGUUGCCAAAUCGCGCGAGCUUCGCGCCCGAUGCGACGUGACGCUUGCUAACCUCGGCGAGCGAUUCCGCGCCAAGCUCGCGGAGCGCGACGGAAAGGGUGGAGAGAUUCGUGUAGAUGCAAACCUGCCGAAUAUCUUCUUGUUGUGGAACAAGGGUGGUGCGGCUCCGCGGAUUCGCGUGUAUUGCUCGCGUAACUACAAGAAAUACGGACGACAGUACACCUUUGGUUCCAUGCCGAGCGAUGAGCAUGAGCUUGGCGCGCAAGACUCGCAGCUUGGCGCGCAAAACGCAGAGUUUGUCACUGAGCUUCCCGAGGUCAACGCUGCGGAGCGGUACGAUACUGUCGAGAUGACGGCCGAAGAGUUCGCCGCGCUUUCUCCCGAGGAGCGUGGAUGGUACCGUGUCUUCCGCUCACCCGGGUUUGAGUAUCCCGAGCAGGAAGUCCCGGUGCACCCUUACUUCCUCGGUCUCUGGCUUGGCGAUGGAAACCGCCGAAACACCGUCAUCUACAGCAACCACGAGCAAGCUGUCCGCGAAUUCCUCGUACAGCACGCCGCGGAGCUGGAUCUCUACCUUGUGCACCACGGUGGGCUGUCCUACGCAACAGUCGCACGGCACAAGGGCCGCAGCGGUGUGUCGCAGGACGUUUCGCUCCCAGUUGCGCUGAAGGACGAAACAAUCCGCCCGCCAGUCCGCCAAGCUCGCCAGACCAUCCGCAAGCAACGCAUGGAAGAAGCUCUGCAUCACGCAAGCCCCUCGCCACCUCCCGCGCACGAGAAGCGUGGGCUACCUUCGAGCGUCGAGUCUACCCCGCGCCACAAGCGCCAAGUUCUCUCUGAGAUACCGGAGACUCCGCCAGCCUGGCCUGAGACGCUUGAUGACGCCGACGCGCCUCCCUCAGCGCAGCCCGCGCACAAUGCUUCUGGUGCGCUUGGUUCGCUGCCUCCCGCGCUUGGCUCGCUACUCUCCGCAUUCCGCCUUCCAACUUGCGCCCCAAGCGCAUUGCCCGCAACGCAACUCGCUCAUGCUGCACCCGGUGCAUCAAGCUUGCUGCCUGAGUCCUCGAAGAAGCCCUUGUCCCGCUCCGUUUCGGCGCUCUCUGCUCGUUCUGCGUCGAUAGCGCCAAGCUCAUUGUCGCGCGCACCAAGCUCGCUGUCGCGCGAGGUCUUCGCCACUGAUGCCGAUCUGUUCGAAAUCCCUGAAUCUACAACUGAUCAGCGCGGCGAAGUUGACGAGGAUGAAGCUUGGGACUUCGAGUUCCCCACCGCGGCUGACGCAGAUUGGACCGAGGCUGUCUCUCAGCUGGCUUCUGACUCCGAGAUCAUCGAGCUUGCCGAGCAGUCCGAGCAGCGGCUGCGCGGUGAAAGCAUGGUGAAGGACGAGGAAGAAGAAGAGAAGCUAGAUUUUGAUCUGCUUCUCACAGAUAGCGAGGACGAACAAAGUGAGGAUGCGGAGUUUGCGCAUGCGGAGAUCGCGGAUAUCGGCGACCUCAAAGCUCGCCGGCGCAACCACCGCCUCCAAACUGGUCAGAGCGCGUACGGCGAUCUUUCGCCCGACGAGCAGCACACACUGCUCCGCGAGGUAGUCACGCAAGCUGGUGGGGCAUCAUCGAACAGCUUGAUGAAGGCACUGCGCAGCUUGGGGGUUGUCGCGCCAAGCCACGCCACGGGUCCAGAAGUUGACACCAAGCAUAUCCCGCAAUCUUAUCUGAAGAACUCGCGCGCUGUUCGUCUUGCGGUGCUCGCAGGUCUUAUAGAUAGCGAUGGCUGGUAUGUCUACCCAGAAAAUAUGCUGGGCUUCGCGCAAAGUGAAAAGUGGCACAAGAGGCUUUUCUGGGAUGUGGUAGCACUUGCGCGGUCGCUUGGCCUUAGCGUAUGGACCAAGCAGAUAGAACAGUGGAACCCCCAGCGCACCAAGCGCACGCCGCAGCUUGUUGCGCAGAUUUUCGGUAAUGUCGCGGAAGUGCCUUGUCUCCUCGCGCGCAAAAGGGGCUGCGAGCGGUACAUUCCGCAAAUGCAUAGCUUCAUGAUCAAGGACAUCAGCUUGGAGCCCCAUGAAACACAAUGGGCUGGGUUCCGCGUGGAUAAAGACCAACUGUAUCUGCGUCACGACUACCUUGUUCUGCAUAAUUCCGGAUUUGAAGAGAGCAUGAAAUUCAAGAAACUCACCAACGCCCAGAGAUCUGGUUUGAACCAGAUCCCUAACCGUCGGUUCACCUUGUGGUGGUCCCCUACCAUCAACCGCGCCAACGUCUAUGUCGGUUUCCAGGUUCAGCUCGACUUGACCGGUAUUUUCUUGCACGGCAAGAUCCCCACUCUCAAGAUCUCUCUGAUCCAGAUCUUCCGUGCCCAUUUGUGGCAGAAGAUUCACGAGUCCGUGGUCAUGGAUUUGUGUCAGGUGUUUGAUCAGGAGUUGGAGCAGCUUGGCAUUGAGGCUGUCCAGAAGGAGACAAUCCACCCUCGUAAGUCUUACAAGAUGAACAGCUCCUGCGCCGAUAUUCUGCUCUUCGCAACAAACAAGUGGAACGUCACGCGACCUUCGCUGUGCUUUGAUACCAAGGACGUUUAUGAGCCCACCACGACGAACAAGUUCUGGGUUGAUGUGCAGCUGAGAUACGGUGAUUAUGACUCUCACGACAUCGAGCGUUAUGUCCGUGCCAAGUAUCUCGACUAUACUACCGACAGCAUGAGUAUCUACCCAUCGGCUACUGGUUUGAUGAUCGGUAUUGACCUUGCCUACAACCUUUACUCUGCUUACGGUCAGUACUUCCCCGGUCUGAAGACCCUGAUUCAGCAGGCCAUGGCCAAGAUCAUGAAGGCCAACCCUGCCUUGUACGUUCUUCGUGAGCGUAUUCGCAAGGGUCUCCAAUUGUACGCCUCGGAGAGCAACCAGGAGUUCCUCAACUCCCAGAACUACUCCGAGCUUUUCAGUCCCCAGAUUCAGCUAUUCAUUGAUGACACCAAUGUCUACCGUGUCACCAUUCACAAGACCUUUGAGGGUAACUUGACCACCAAGCCCAUCAACGGUGCUAUCUUCAUUUUCAACCCCCGCACUGGACAACUGUUCUUGAAGAUCAUCCACACUAGUGUCUGGGCUGGUCAGAAGCGUCUGGGUCAGCUUGCCAAGUGGAAGACAGCCGAAGAAGUUGCCGCUCUCAUCCGAUCUCUCCCUGUGGAAGAGCAACCGAAGCAGCUCAUCGUUACACGUAAGGGUCUACUUGAUCCUCUCGAGGUUCACCUACUCGACUUUCCCAACAUCUCUAUCCGUGCCUCGGAGCUUCAGCUACCUUUCCAGGCCGCCAUGAAGGUCGAGAAGCUUGCUGAUAUGAUUCUUCGGGCCACUGAGCCUCAGAUGGUUCUGUUCAACCUCUACGAUGAAUGGCUCAAGUCCAUUUCUCCGUACACUGCUUUCUCCCGUUUGAUCUUGAUCCUUCGUGCCCUUCAUGUCAACAUCGACAAGGCCAAGAUCAUCCUUCGACCCGACAAGAGUGUUAUCACUCAAGAACACCACAUCUGGCCCUCACUCUCCGACGAGGACUGGAUCAAGGUCGAAGUCCAGCUUCGUGAUCUUAUCCUGAAUGACUAUGGCAAGAAGAACAAUGUCAACGUGCAGAGUUUGACUAGCUCUGAAGUUCGGGAUAUUAUCCUGGGUAUGGAGAUCAGUGCUCCUUCGCUGCAGCGUCAGCAGGCAGCCGAGAUCGAGAAGCAGCAGGAAGAGGCCAAGCAAUUGACUGCGGUCACAACCAAGACUCAGAACGUGCGCGGCGAGGACAUCAUCGUCACGACAACCUCGCAGUACGAACAGCAGUCCUUUGCCUCAAAGACCGAAUGGCGUACUCGUGCCAUCGCGACUUCGAACUUGCGGACCAGGUCCAACAACAUCUAUGUCUCUUCGGACGACAUCCGUGAUGAUGGCUACACCUACAUCAUGCCGAAGAACAUUCUCAAGCGGUUCAUCACCAUCGCUGAUCUUCGUGUCCAGGUUACCGGCUACAUCUACGGUAGCUCACCCCCUGACAACGAUCAGGUCAAGGAGGUCCGCACGAUUGUCAUGGUCCCUCAAGUUGGAAACACCCGGGAUGUUCAACUGCCGAACCAGUUGCCUCAGCAUGACUACCUGAACGGUCUGGAGCCGCUGGGUGUCAUUCACACUGUCUCGGGCAACGAGCCACCCUACAUGUCGGCGGCAGAUGUAACGCAGCACGCUCGUCUGAUGAACUCCCACCCUUCGUGGGAUAAGAAGACUGUGACCAUGACCGUGUCCUUCACUCCUGGCUCCGUCUCGCUUUCCGCCUGGGGUCUGACUCCUGAUGGCUACAAGUGGGGUGCUGAGAACAAGGACAUGAGCUCGGACCAGCCGCAAGGCUUCUCAACCAGCAUGGGUGAAAAGUGCCAGCUGUUGCUGAGUGACCGUAUCCGUGGUUACUUCCUGGUUCCCGAAGACAACCUGUGGAACUACAGCUUCAUGGGAAGUUCGUUCGGCAGUGUCGAGAAGCGACCUAUCUACGUCAAGAUCGAUACUCCGCUCCGCUUCUACGAUGACCAGCACCGCCCUCUACACUUCCAGAACUUUGCUGAGUUGGAGGAUAUCUGGGUUGAUCGGACGGACAACUUUGAGUAA